Messenger RNA from Triticum aestivum (bread wheat), 867 nucleotides. RefSeq lists its product as uncharacterized. The record is from RefSeq and is a predicted model, not a curated record. Lineage: Eukaryota; Viridiplantae; Streptophyta; Magnoliopsida; Poales; Poaceae. The transcript is spliced from 3 exons. Bases 1 to 660 code for a protein of 219 amino acids.
AUGUCCCACCACCACUCGGCCGUCACGCUCCCGGCGUCGUACCGGCUGCCCACACACAUGGUCUCGCCGUCGACGCGAUGCGGGUCACGCCGGCAGGGCGCACUUCCGGUCCAUGUAGGCGGCCUGCCGGUACUGGUCGCCCGAGUUCUACAAGCCGGCGCCGGCCUUCUCCCCGUGCCGCUCGCCGCUCGCCCCGCGCGGAGAUCAGUGCUGCCGGACGCCGACGGGCAAGGGGAGCGAGCUGAAGCAGGCGGCCGUAACGUGCCCUCCGGCGCCGAGGAAGCCGCGGGCGCUGGCAGCGCCGUGCCGGAAGCAGCUGUUCGAGGUGGAGGUGUCCAGAGAGACGACGCGCGACUGGCCGCCGACGUCAACCCCGGCAAGCUCGACCCCAUGGACAACCACAUCUCGUUCCAGUGCGAGGACAUGGGCGCGAUGGAGAAGAGGCUGAAGGAGAUGGGGAUCAGGUACAUGAAGAGGACCAUCAACGAGGAGGAGGGUUCGCCGAUCGACCAGCUCUUCUUCAACGACCCCGACGGCUUCAUGAUCGAGAUCUGCAACUGCGAGAACCUUGAGCUCGUCCCCGCCGGCGCGCUUGGCCACCUCAGGCUCCCCCGCGACCGCCACAACCCGCCUCUCCGGAUGGAUGGCGGAGCUCGCUGAGCACACGGCAGGCAUGGUGCGAGGGACGGCGCCAGGGGCGCCCGGCCCGAGCCGCUCCCUCUCCGGCGCGCUCAAACUGUUUGAUGAAAUGUCAAGCUCAACCUGAUGGCUGUUAAAUUUUGUUGUUAACGCUGGUAAUCAUAUGCAAGUAUGCAACCAAACACCGGUGAAAAUUGCAUCUCGAUGCCAAGACCCCUAAUGCAUGCA